GCUCCAUCAACAACAACACAUCAUCACUCACACUCGAUACAACUCCCCGUCUGACAAUGGCAUCGGCACACUCCCCGCAACUACGAUCUCUCUACAGACGCCUCCUGCGCGAACUCCCCACGAAAGCCAGCCCCUCAAACACCAUCCUCUCACAUCCAUCCCCGAUCCAACAACGGAUACGGUCUACAUUCGCAGCACGCUCCGCCGCCGCCCCAGACGCAGAAACAGCAGCCGUGCCAGAGAUCCAAGCCGUAGAUCAAUUCAUCCAGACCCUAAAGGCACAGCGGAUGUACGCAACGCUAGUCGAGAGAUACAACCCGGGCAUGAACAUGAACGAGGAAGAACGAGUGCGUCUGACGGCGAGGAAGGUGGGCAUGAACCUGCCCAUAGAGUUUGUGGACGACAAGAGAUGAUGUGUUUGAGAGGGUUCUUUGGGGCGAGUCGCGGAUACCGUGAGGGACGGAAAGCGAGCAGUAGUUUGGAGGAAAUGCUUGCCGUCCGUCGGCUGGCUGAAUGGCUCUUAAUGCGUUGUCCGGGCACAGCAAGCAGCCAUGCGUUUAGGGCUGCAUGGAUAGACAGACAGACACCCUCCAGAUCGGCUCGGAAUCGUCCUUGGGCGCGCAUCAGCAUACAAGAGCGCAUAGCGCGGCUAAUGCGGCGGCGUCCCUUUCAUCGAAGCACAACAAAAACAUGUACAUGUACAUGAGUAGAACAACGACGACGACGGCCGGACUUGCACUGUACAUAUCACGCAGAAGCAUCAUAAAUCAGCAUCUUAGACAACAAUAUCGUAGAC
Pseudovirgaria hyperparasitica is the source of this 796-nucleotide messenger RNA. RefSeq lists its product as uncharacterized. Gene Ontology annotation, biological process: mitochondrial proton-transporting ATP synthase complex assembly. The record is from RefSeq and is a predicted model, not a curated record. The transcript has a single exon. NCBI's taxonomy places the organism in Eukaryota, Fungi, Ascomycota, Dothideomycetes, Acrospermales, Acrospermaceae. Gene Ontology annotation, cellular component: mitochondrial matrix. The coding region runs from base 57 to 413 and encodes 118 amino acids.